GUGGAUCUCAUCACAGGAAAAUGCGAUUUAUCUCAUUUUGGUUCGAGUAGCUGUAACUUUGAUCGUGACUUUUGUAACUGGAAAAGCAACGCUGGAUGGGUUUUGCAAAGUGCAGAUUCACAAAGUACUGAUGUCCCUGCUAGAGACAAGCAAAGUGUCGGAAUUGCUCGCACGAAUCCAAAAUACGUUGAAGUUACGCCGAAGAUGGAGAGUCCAGUAAUAGAUCCCCAAGAAGGCUUCAAAUGUCUGCGAUUCUGGUUUUUUAGUACAUCUACCAUCAUACAGCUGUACUCUAUCAAAAUCUCGGACCUUAGCCGCAAAAAAUUGUGGUUCCAUAAUAAACUCACAAAAUCUUGGAGUUUCAUGCAAAUACCUCUCCAGACACAGCACGAAUAUAAGCUAUUGUUUAAGACCAAUAGACAAGUCAAGGAAAUCAAGCUUGUGGUAGCUGUUGAUGACAUCGUACUUUCAAGAGACAGCUGCCAGAAUGCAACUUCAAUGAAUAUAAACUGUAAGAUGCGUACAACACAAGGCGAUUGCUGUUCAUUUCCGUUCAUUUAUAAAGACAAGUGUUACUCGUAUUGUAUCGGGGUCGACGGAGUGAAACCAUGGUGCAGUUUAACUGAUAACUACGAUCGCGAUGGACAGAAAGGGUUCUGUGUCGGUGGUAACACCGCUCUUAAAGCUCCAUUAGCCCCUACCCAGAGGACAUGUAGGAUUAUGACAGACAGUGGAAAAAUGUGCGUCUUUCCCUUUAAGUAUAACAACCGGUUCCACAGUCAAUGCUUAACGACGACAAGAAAACCAUGGUGUGCAACAACGCUGGACCUAGAUGUUGCUAUAAAUGAAUGGGGAUUUUGUAAUUAUACAAGCCUUGACCAAUGCGGCUUAUGCAAGCAAAAAACUACGAACAAUCAAUGCUGUGUUUUCCCUUUUAUAUAUGAAGCACGAAAAUAUUACAGUUGUACAGUAACUAAUUUUGACCGUUACUGGUGCUCUUUAACCGAAAACUACGAUCGAAACGAAAUGUUUGGCGUUUGUAGUGGAUAUGAAAAUCAUGUGGACUGCAGAGUUAAUUAUGGCAAACAGAAACCAACUCCACAAUGGACCCCUGUCCGUGGUUCGCCAUCGAACGUCAUGUGGUCUCCAAGGUUGUCUUCUAGUGAUGUCGUCUUUAACCAGGAUAACGUUAAUGGUUCUAUUAUUGAUAUUACAUCCGGCCUAUUUGAAAUAUCAUUUAAUGUUGUUUCGACGAAAGCAUUGGUCACCUUCAUUAUACCAGAUCUUGAGACAUUCACAGCCUGUGUUUGGAUGAAGACGAAUGAUACAGUAAACCAAGGAACUCCCUUUAGAUACCAUGGCACUAAUACCACUGGAUUUGGGUUGAUCAACUACAAGAAUAUAGCCAUAAGACUUAUGGGCAAAGAAAAGAAAAGUAGUGUAUCAGCCAACGAUGGCAGAUGGCACCACCUUUGUCUCGUGUGGACCUCAAAGGGAGGAGUUUAUCAGAUGUACAAAGAUGGAAUGUUCGUGAUACAGGGUAACGAUUGGCAUAAAGACCAAAAGAUACCAGGUGGUGGUAGUAUUUUACUUGUUGGAGCAGAUAACUUCGUUGGAAAGAUUAGUGGAAUGAAUGUAUGGACAGUAGCUAUGGGCCUGUCAGAGAUAGCUCAACGCGCAGUAGGUUGUGGUAUAGAAGGAGGUGAUAUUGUGGAUUGGUCAACAUUCAGCAACCGACAAGAUGUGGUUUAUCCGCCAACCUGCCUUGAUGUUGGUGGUAAAGGAUAUCUUAUUACACUAAACUCUACCAAGCAAACUGCAAGCGACUUAAUCAGCAACGUCUUCAACAGCCCAUUAGCUGAUUAUUCCAUUAGCCUUUGUUUUUACUUCCGGUACAUGGUGAUUGGUCACUCAAAUGCAUCUCUUAAGAUAUACCGAUCUGAUCUAAAGGAUCUUGAUACUAAUACGACUAAUGAAGAACUUGUAUGGGCUGUAUCCUCCAAAACAAGCCUACCGUUAUGGAGAUUUGGGACCGUGUCGUUGAGUGCUUUACAGACAUUUAAGAUCAAAGUCAGCGCAACUGUAGGUCUUGGUCAGGGUUCUUUUGGACUGGCAGGAUAUUUCGCAAAGCCUGGGUAUUGUCCAUCUUUUAGCAAAUGCGAAAUAAGAGGCUGCCAAGUGCAGUUGGCGAGUCAAUCAGGGACAUUCACAUCCCCUUACUUCCCUGAUUUAUAUCCAAAUAACAUCCAAUGCAAAUGGUGGAUAUCCCGGCCAAAUGGAUACGUUAUUCGCUUGAAGUUCCUUUCCUUUGAGUUACAAGACAGCCAAAGCUGUGAAGACAAUUAUGUUGUGGUAUACGAUGGUUCAUCCUCCAGCUCAAAAAUCCUGGGAAGAUAUUGCGGAGAUUCGUUUCCUCUACUACUGGAAUCGUCAUCUAAUUCGCUUCUCAUAGUCUUUAUGUCCGACAAUGAACGCAGUUUAUCUGGCUUUAAGAUGUCCUACUCUUCUCACAUAAAAGAAACAGAGGAUUGCAACUUUAUCGAAAAUUGUCCACCCAGUUGUACCUGUUCGGCUGUACUAGGAAAUCCUCCACCAGUUUCGAUAAUCUGCAAGGGAUUAACAGCGAUUCCAAUGAAAACUCCAGUCAACACAAUUGCCAUGAUGAUCUCAAAGAACCGCCUGUCACGGAUAGAAUACAGUAUUUAUUCCGAUCUUCAAUAUAUGGAUCUUAGUCAUAACUAYAUAAUGAGUGUUACACCGUAUUCGUUUACUGGACUCAAAAAUAUGACGACACUACGAUUGGAUUUCAAUUUUAUYAAGGAGCUUCAGCCAAACGUAUUUACUGGAUCGUCAAGGCUACAGAAGCUUGAUUUAGGUAGUAAUCUUUUAAGCACCAUAAAGUACAAGUCACUGUACAAUCUCCAAAAUCUUCAAGUCCUGAGUCUCCGAUCCAAUCAAAUCAGCCAUAUCGAGAAACAAGCAUUUGGAUUUGUCAAGAACCUAACACAUUUAUAUCUYCAAAACAAUCUAAUUGAAGCCUUACCCGAUGGAGUUUUUGACAGCUUAGAAAGUCUCAAAGUUCUGUAUUUGAAUAACAACAAAUUGAAGAAAGUCUCAAAGAAUACUUUCAGGAGCUUGCGAUAUCUUGAAGAACUAUAUCUCGAUAAAAAUCCCAUUCAAAGUAUAGAUGAGACGACGUUUGGUCACCUACAGAACCUACGACUCCUCAAACUAGAUCGCUUCGUCUUCUGCUGCUAUGCUUACAACUCCAUAAAAGGUUUAACAUGUAAAUCGCCAUCUUCUGCCUUCUCGAGCUGUGACAACCUGAUGAAGAACAAAACACUCCAAAUCUGUAUCUGGAUUCUUGGGAUCCUUGCCUUUGUAGGAAAUAUCGGUGUUAUUAUCUGGAGGCUAAUCGUGAAGGAGAGAAACCGAGUCCACUCUUUUUUACUUACAAAUCUUGCGAUAUCUGAUCUUAUGAUGGGAGUGUAUUUACUCAUGAUUGCUAUAAAGGAUCUUGAGUGGAGAGGCGUAUACUUUAAGAAUGACCUUCAAUGGAGAUCAAGUCGUGUAUGCCAGCUUGCAGGAGCACUCUCUGUCAUUUCCAGUGAAGUUUCCGUCCUUAUAUUAACAACCAUAACCGCGGACAGAUACGCAACUAUUGUAUUUGCUUUCAAAUUCAAAAGACUUAAAAUGAAAUCUGCUGCGCUUGUUGUAACUUUGAUAUGGAUCUUUGGUUUUGUGAUAGCAUUAUUCCCCAUGUUGUACAGUGACUACUUUUAUGAUUAUGAUGGGCAAGUGGGCUUUUAUGGAAGGUCAGGCGUAUGUCUUCCUCUACAGCUCUCUCAUGAACGAUUUCCUGGCUGGGAAUACUCUGUAGCUAUCUUCAUUGGUUUGAACUUUAUYGCAUUUAGUUUCAUUUUAGUUGCAUAUAUCAUAAUGUUUUGGAAAGUCCGAAGCUCUAGUCGUUCUGUUCGAUCAACUCAAAUGAACACUGAGUCUGCAUUAGCAAGAAAAAUGGCGUUCAUUAUCUUGACUGACUUCUGUUGCUGGAUGCCAAUUAUUAUCAUYGGAGUGUUGUCRYUGCUAGGGAAAUUUCCAGACCCAGAAAAACUUGCUUAUGUGUGGAUUGCGGUGUUUGUUUUACCAGUGAAUUCAUCGAUUAACCCUGUUUUGUACACGUUUUCGAAUUGCUCUUUAAGUAACAAAAAGGAAUCUAUCAUAACUUCGAUCAAACGCCGUUUUACUCAUGCUGUGUCGCAAGGUACGUUUGGUUUGUGAAAGGCCUUUUUAUGCACAUUAUUCUCAAAAUAAAGUUGUUAGUAUAUAGUGAUUGAUGCAGUAGGGGGCAUAUUGUCUUGUAUAAAUCCCUCGCCUCCGCCAUCGCCUCUAA
This is a messenger RNA of Actinia tenebrosa (Australian red waratah sea anemone), 4393 nucleotides long. RefSeq lists its product as uncharacterized. Lineage: Eukaryota; Metazoa; Cnidaria; Anthozoa; Actiniaria; Actiniidae. Gene Ontology annotation, molecular function: protein binding. The record is from RefSeq and is a predicted model, not a curated record. Gene Ontology annotation, cellular component: membrane.